Lathyrus sativus (Indian pea) is the source of this 522-nucleotide messenger RNA. The record is from the annotation of a GenBank genome assembly. Lineage: Eukaryota; Viridiplantae; Streptophyta; Magnoliopsida; Fabales; Fabaceae.
AUGGUUAAGUACUCAAGAGAGCCCGAUAAUCCCACCAAGUCUACCAAGGCCCGAGGUGCAGACCUUAGAGUUCAUUUCAAGAACACUAGGGAGACAGCGUUUUCCAUUAGGAAGAUGCCCUUGAUCAAGGCUAAAAGGUACUUGGAAGAUGUUCUUGCUCACAAACAGGCCAUUCCAUUCAGACGUUUCUGCCGUGGUGUUGGGAGGACAGCCCAGGCCAAAAACAGACACUCCAAUGGACAAGGGAGGUGGCCUGCCAAAUCUGCUAAAUUCAUCCUUGAUUUGCUUAAGAAUGCCGAGAGUAAUGCUGAAGUCAAAGGUUUGGAUGUUGAUGCUCUUUAUAUUUCUCAUAUCCAAGUCAAUCAAGCACAGAAGCAAAGACGCCGAACAUACAGAGCCCAUGGAAGAAUCAACCCUUACAUGUCAUCCCCAUGUCACAUAGAGUUGAUAUUAUCCGAGAAGGAAGAACCUGUCAAGAAAGAGCCUGAGACCCAGUUGGCUUCUAGCAAGAAGAGGGCUUAA